Messenger RNA from Chionomys nivalis (European snow vole), 3576 nucleotides. It is a transcript of the gene Mmp17, whose product is annotated as matrix metallopeptidase 17. Gene Ontology annotation, biological process: extracellular matrix organization; collagen catabolic process; proteolysis. The transcript has 10 exons. NCBI's taxonomy places the organism in Eukaryota, Metazoa, Chordata, Mammalia, Rodentia, Cricetidae. The record is from RefSeq and is a predicted model, not a curated record. Gene Ontology annotation, cellular component: extracellular matrix. Gene Ontology annotation, molecular function: zinc ion binding; metalloendopeptidase activity. The coding region runs from base 97 to 1860 and encodes 587 amino acids.
AGUCCCGCGGAGCGGAGCGGGCGCGGAGCCGAGUGAGGCGCGGAGCCGGCUGCGGGCGGGCGCGGGGAUCCUCGCCACCCCGCCUCGGAGAGCGGGAUGGGACACCGCCCGCGGGGACCUGGAUCCCCCCGGGGACCUGGCCCUCCAAGCCCCGGGCCCAGGCUGCCGCCGCUGCUGCUUCUGCUCUCGCUGGCGGCCCACGGGGGCUGCGCAGCGCCCGCGCCCCGCGCAGAGGACCUCAGUCUCGGGGUGGAAUGGCUGAGCAGGUUCGGAUACCUGCCUCCUGCAGACCCAGCAACAGGACAGCUACAGACCCAGGAGGAACUAUCCAAGGCCAUUACUGCCAUGCAGCAGUUUGGCGGCCUGGAGACCACCGGCAUCCUGGAUGAGGCCACUCUGGCCCUGAUGAAGACCCCUCGCUGCUCCCUUCCGGACCUGCCCCUUGGGGCCCAUGCAAGAAGGAAGCGACAGAUUCCGCCACCAACCAAAUGGAGCAAGAGGAACCUUUCUUGGAGGGUCCGGACCUUCCCACGAGACUCACCCCUGGGCCGGGAUACUGUGCGGGCACUCAUGUACUACGCCCUCAAAGUCUGGAGUGACAUCACACCCUUGAACUUCCACGAGGUAGCAGGCAACGCGGCUGACAUCCAGAUCGACUUCUCCAAGGCCGACCACAAUGAUGGCUACCCCUUUGAUGGCCCCGGGGGCACAGUGGCCCAUGCGUUCUUCCCCGGUGACCACCACACGGCAGGGGAUACCCACUUUGAUGAUGACGAGGCAUGGACCUUCCGUUCCUCAGAUGCCCAUGGGAUGGACCUGUUUGCAGUGGCUGUCCAUGAAUUUGGUCAUGCCAUUGGUCUGAGCCAUGUUGCUGCCCCAAGCUCCAUCAUGCAACCAUAUUACCAGGGCCCCGUCGGUGACCCACUCCGCUACGGGCUUCCCUACGAGGACAGGGUGCGUGUCUGGCAAUUAUAUGGUGUGCGGGAGUCCGUGUCUCCUACUGCACAGCUGGAUACUCCAGAGCCUGAGGAACCACCCCUCCUGCCGGAUCCCCCCAGCAAUCGGUCUAGCACCCCGCCCCAGAAGGACAUGCCUCAUAGGUGCACUGCCCACUUUGAUGCCGUGGCCCAGAUCCGAGGUGAAGCCUUCUUCUUCAAAGGCAAGUACUUCUGGCGGCUGACCCGGGAUCGGCACUUGGUGUCCCUGCAGCCAGCUCAAAUGCAUCGCUUUUGGCGGGGCCUGCCGCUGCACCUGGACAGUGUGGAUGCCGUGUAUGAGCGUACCAGCGAUCACAAGAUUGUCUUUUUCAAAGGAGACAGAUACUGGGUGUUUAAGGACAACAACGUAGAGGAAGGGUACCCGCGACCUGUCUCCGACUUCAGCCUCCCGCCAGGUGGCAUCGAUGCUGUCUUCUCCUGGGCCCACAAUGACAGGACUUAUUUCUUUAAGGACCAGCUGUACUGGCGCUAUGAUGACCACACACGGCGCAUGGACCCUGGCUACCCUGCCCAGGGCCCCCUGUGGAGGGGUGUCCCCAGCAUGCUGGAUGACGCCAUGCGCUGGUCUGAUGGUGCAUCCUAUUUCUUCCGAGGCCAGGAGUACUGGAAGGUGCUGGAUGGCGAGCUGGAGGCAGCACCUGGGUACCCCCAGUCUACAGCCCGGGACUGGCUGGUGUGUGGCGAGCCGCUGGCAGAUGCGGAGGAAGUCGGGCCUGGACCCCAGGGCCGCAGUGGGGCCCAGGACAGCCUGGCAGUGUGCUCCUGCACUUCAGAUGCACACAAGUCUUCAUCGCCAUCUCUACUGUUGUUGCCGCCACUGCUGUGGGGCGUGUGGACCUCUGUCUCCGCAAGGGCAUCCUGAGGGCAGUGCUGGCCUUGCGGAUCAAGGAGCCGAGGAGGGCGGGGACAUAACAGCCAGUAGUCAGUGCCCGGUCCUUCCUUCCUUCCUUCCUUCCUUCCUUCCUUCCUUCCUUCCUUCCUUCCUUCCUUCCUUCCUUCCUUCCUUCCUUCCACCAAACCCAGGGGUGCUGUGCCCUCUGCUGGAGUAGCCUCCAACUGGGACAGGAAGUCCCACCAGUGGCAUCCAUGCGCCCUCCUCCCCUGGAGCAGCCGUAGGCGGUGCUCCUUCCUCUUCUGCACACCAUGCUGCUUCUUCGCACCUUACUGGGCUGCUCAUGCCUGGCUGUCACGUCCCGGGGAUGCCUUGUCCGCACCUGAGCAGCUCUGAUGUCGGCUGGAGGUGGGCAGCAGGUGGGCUGCAGGUGGACAGAUGGGGACAACAGGAGGUCCUCACAGUGUCCAUAGGGGCCACGGCCACGGUUUCACAAGCGAGUUGAUGGCCCAAUGGGGAACAGAGUGGGGGGACAGGGUACCUGCCCAGCGGUCUGAUCCACUGCCAUUUGCAGCAGCUAGUGCCAUGCAUGUCUGCUGCUGCAGAGGAUCAGUCACACUCAGGAUCUACAGAUGCUGGCCAGGCACCUCGCUCCAACCGUCAGGAGCAGUCACCUCGCCUCAUCUUAGCCAGCUGUUCUCAAGUGGAGGCGACGUCCUGUUAUCUCCCUCUGCGUGGCCAGGAGAGAACUGUGGGUCUCCCCGGGGUGCUGUGGCUUAGGGGUGUGCCUGUAGAGACAUCUCUCAUCUCUCCUGCCCAUUGCUUCUGCAGAAUGCCCCCAGAUGAUUAUGGGCUGAGACCCUGCAGCUUAGACUUGUGGCUGUCCCCUCCCCAGCUGGGAAGGGGCUUCUGCCACCUGGCAUCAAAGUGGGGGUUCAGUUAAGGAACGGUGGCUGGGUUACCCCAGGCCCUGAGUAGGGGAAUGGCAACCUGGCAGGUGGCGCACAGGGGGACUGGGAAGGGGCAGCUGCAGGGAUACUCAGCAAGGCCAGGUUAAGAGUAGUGUCCUGCAGGGCCGUGAAUGUCGCCUCCUGGUCCACCCUGGCCUUGGAGAUGGAGGGCUGUGGAAGAAUUGCUGCUCUGAGAGACAGACCUUCAUGGGUCCAGAAAGGGCCUCUGAGCUAGGACCAAGGAGCCAUCAGCUACUGGGAGCUGGUUCUGGGGCGGGAUGGGCCCGAGGGACACACACAUACAGCCCAGGGGCGGAGCCACCCAUAUAGGCGUGGAUGUAUAGUAGGCAGCUUCUGCCAUUGGACAUGUGAUGACACACCCCUCCCCGACUGGUCCCAUCUCAGGUAAGAAAGGCUUCUGUACAUCCCGGCUCACACUUCAUGUAUGUACGCAGCACUGGUGCCACUCCCUCCUAGCCCAGGUUCGAGCAUCCUCGGGAGGAGUGAGCAGCCUACACCAUCCUACACCCACCUGCCAGGCUAGACAGGACAGAGUCGGGGUCUGUGGUGUCAUAGGGGCCACCCCACUCUGUCCUCUAUCACAGCACGCUCCUAUGAUGUCCCAUAUUGUCCACCAGCCUGCAGGACACAGCCGUCCAGUACAGUAGUGAGAAGAGUCCCAAGGGCCCUUGUCACAUAGCACUGAAAGUCAGGCCUGCAGGCUGGAGCUGUCCAGAGGCUGGUGUCUCACUCAUUUUAAAAACCCAAACUCUAAUAAAUCUUUUUCUACACUGGA